Messenger RNA from Panicum hallii, 3334 nucleotides. RefSeq names its product outer envelope protein 64, mitochondrial-like. The record is from RefSeq and is a predicted model, not a curated record. The transcript has 16 exons. The coding region runs from base 99 to 3161 and encodes 1020 amino acids. Gene Ontology annotation, molecular function: protein binding. NCBI's taxonomy places the organism in Eukaryota, Viridiplantae, Streptophyta, Magnoliopsida, Poales, Poaceae.
AGCAUUUCUUUCUUCUUCCCCACUCCGCCCCGUCGGCUUCUCGAGCCCUCUCCAAAACCCUCCUAAAACCCUAGCAUCCGUACGCCUCCGCCGCACCGAUGGCCUCCUCGGCGCAAUCGGGCGGCGCCGGAGGCGGCGGGACGAUGACCUCCAACCCCCGCGUCUGGAUCGUUGCAGGGAUCGCAGUCGCCGGCGUCAUCGUCCUCGCGGAGGCGGCGCGGCGCCGCAGGCGGUGGCUGCGGGGCAAGUCCAGCGCGCCGCCCGACGCUGGAGCCUUCUGCGACCGCUUCGAGCUCUCCCCUCCGCCGCAGCCGCCGCCUCCCGCCGCGCGCCACCUGCUCUCGGGCCUAACCUUCGCCGCCAGUGACAACUUCGAGAUCGAGGGCUAUGUAGCUGGGUUUGGAAACCCGGACUGGAAGAUGACUCAUGAGGCGCCGAGGCACACAGCAGUGACUGUCACAAUGCUGCUGAAGCAGGGGGGCACCUGCAUCGGAAGGACAGUCAUGGAUGAACUCGGCUUUGGUGUCACUGGAGAAAAUUUGCACUGUGGAACACCAACCAACCCUGCUUUUCCAUCACUUGUCCCUGGUGGAUCAUGCAGUGGAGCAGCUGUGGCAGUUGCUGCACAACUUGCCAACUUUGCUCUUGGUACCGAUACAAUUGGUGAUGUAAGAAUUCCAGCUUCUUUCUGUGGGUUAAUCAGUUUUAGGCCUUCUUAUGGUGUUGUAUCUACUCUUGGGACCAUACCAAAUUCACAAAGUCUAGAUACAAUCGGAUGGUUUGCGCGAGAUCCAAGUGUUCUGCAUCGUGUCGGAGAAGCUCUAUUACCAGCUACUGCAGGUGGACUUAAGCAAAGAAGGCAAUUUGUUUUUGCCGAUGAUUGCUUUCAGCUGCUAAAGGUCUCUAACCAGAAAACUGUGCAUGCCAUAAAAAAUGCUGUCCAGACAUUACCCGGAUAUCAGCCACCUAAACACAUCAAUAUCGGCCAAUAUCUUUAUUCACAUGUACCUAGCUUGAAGGAGUUCUGCGAACCUGCUACAAAGUUACAAGAAGGAAUGUCAGCCUUGAAAGCGCUCUCCACAGUGAUGCUGUUGCUGCAAAGAUAUGAGUUUAAGGCAAGUCACGAGAAUUGGGUUAACACUGUUAAACCUAAGCUUGGCCUUGAUAUCUCUACUCGCGUACUACGAGCUGUGAAUUUUGCACAUGAUAACAUCAAAUCUUUGUACGCAAUAAGAAAUGAAUUGCGGGCGGCACUCAAGAAUCUUCUAAAGGAUACCGGAAUUUUAGUUCUACCAACCACAGCUGGAUAUCCUCUGAAGAGAAACUCUAAAGAAAGACUAUCAUCUGGAUUUGAGGAUAGAAUGUACAAAUUUGUAGGCAUUGCUGCACUUUCUGGCUGUUGUGAGGUCACUAUUCCAUUGGCAAAUCUGGAUCACCAUGUCUCUCUUUCAUUUGUAGCAGCACAUGGAUCAGAUAAAUCCCUCCUUUGUACUAUCCUGGAUACAUAUUCUCUUAUCCAGGAACAAGUAGUUUUGGCAUCCAAGUUGGCAACGGCACCAGUAACCAAUGGUGACCUUAAUGUUGAUGUUGAUGUCGAUGCAUCAGAAUUGCUGAAAGAAAAGGGAAAUAGUGCUUUCAAAAGAAGACAGUGGAGCAAGGCGGUUCAGUUUUAUUCAGAGGCCAUCAGUUUGAGUGACACAAAUGCAACAUAUUACUGCAAUAGAGCAGCUGCUUAUCUGGAACUGGGGAGUUUUAAACAAGCUGAAGCAGAUUGUGACCGGGCCUUACUGUUGGAUAGAAAGAAUGUUAAAGCAUAUCUACGGCGAGGUUUUGCAAGGGAAGUAACUUUGAAUUACAAAGAAGCUCUUCAAGAUUUCCAGCAUGCUUUGGCUUUGGAACCACAGAACAAAAGAGCUCUUGCAGCAGAGAGAAGGCUGCAAAAACAUCUUCCAUUCCUCCACGGACUUGCUCUCUUCCCUGCACCGGCAACCAUGGAGACGCAGCAGCCCAUGCAGCAGCUCCGGACGCCGAUGGACCCGCUGGCGUCGCUCGCCUCGAGCUUCUUCUCGGUUUUCUCGCCGCUGCUGUCGUCGUCGGCGCAGCAGCAGCAGCAGCAGGGCUCCACGUUCCUGCUCCUGCCGCUCCCCGUCGCGGCGGCGCGCGCGCUAACCGUGCUCCGCCGGCUCCUGCUGCUCGCCACGCAGGCCUUCAUCUCCCUCUUCUUCAUGUUCCUGUCCGCGCUCGUGCCCGCGCCGCCGCCGCAGCCGCCGGCGCUCGCGCCCACGUUGCCGCGCAUGGAGCCGGGGUCCCCGGGGGGGGACUCCUGCGUGGGGCGCGCGCUCGCGCACGUCCUCUCCGUGGCGUCGAGGCUCCCCGUCGCCUCCCGCAAGUACGAGCUGGUGCGCGGCCUCGCGGAGCGGCUGCUCGACGACAACGUGCGCGCGGGCGGCGCGCGGGUCGGCGCCGUGAACCGGGCCGCGCUCGCCGGCGCGUUCGCGCGCACGCUGCGGCAGCUGGAGUCCGCCGCGGGAGGGGAGUGGCCCGGGAUGGAGCUGGCCGUGCGCGCGGUGCGGACGGGGAUGCGGUGGUGGAGGCCGACCGCGGCGUCGUCGCUGGACGAGGGCUUCGGCGGGCCCGCGGCCGAGAAGCUGGCCGCCGAGCUGCUGUGGCUCGGGCAGAAGAUGGCCGAGUGCGGCGCGGCGCGUGAGGCCGUGGUGCAGUUCGGCGACGCCGCGAGGCUCGGGAGCCGCGCGCUCGUGGCCGAUCCGGCGCUCCAGGUCUCGCUGCUCCGGCUUGCCGGUCCCCGGUCCCUUACAAUGUUUUUGUUCAAGCACGCCAACUCGAGGGAGUUCGAGCAGAGCACGGGCGGGAAGGAGGACAAGGGCGCGGUCGCCGAGCAGCGGAUGGCGAUGCUGCGGUCGUGGCUGCCGCUGCUGUGUCGCGGCAGCACCGGCACGGACGCGCCGGUGCUGACCGGCCGGGAACGGGCGGAGAUGGUGGUCGUGCUGGAGGACCUGAUCGACAAGCUCAGCUGGGAGCAGCGGGAGGAGGUCCUCUCGCUCUGGCUGCACCACUUCGCCGCCUGCCCCGACACCGACUGGCCCAACCUCGAGAGCUGCUACACGCGCUGGUACGCCGAGUCGCGCAGGCUGCUCGCGUAGCGCGUCGACUGCAGAAUGGAAAUCAUGUACUAUAACUCUGUAGAAGUGCUUAUGUAUGUACGCAGUAUAGCAAAAUGGAAAAAAGAUCAUAGACAUUUGACUUCAAUCACAUUAUGGAGUUGUGUAAUACUACUUUGAAUGCAGAGGUCAUGCAUGCACUUAUCAGAACACAA